AUGUCUUUUGGCACAGGUCCAAAGCCACUUCGCUCCCAGAUUGGGUCUAUAUUCAGGAGACGACCCACAACCGGUAAAAGCAAUGCAUCAAUCGUUAUCGAUCACGACAUCUACAACGAGCGAGGCCACUGCGACAAGUGUUCGGGAGUCCAACAAAACCACGUUUGCGGCCACGCCUACAUCGUCGAUGGGAGAAUGUGCGGUAAGCACUCAGGACUCCCUCUCGGGAAACCAGUCAUCAACUUCACUCCCACAAUGCAGGCCAUCGACGCGCCGUGUAACAACUGCAUCGCCAAAGCCUCAAACGAGGCCGAACUCGCCUUCCACAACAAAUACCGCAGCAUGAGCGAGAAGAAGUGGCGGAAAGAGGAAUCCAGAGAGAAUUUCAUGCUCACUGAGAUGGAACGCGUGAGGCAAAUGACGCCGGAAGAUUGGGAGGCCGAGAAGCUGGAGAGACAGGGGCAGUUGAAGAAGAAGAAGGGGAUUGUGGAGUUGCCUAGUCAUGUUGCUAGUGGCAAUGUGACGAUGUAUAAGAAUAAGAUCGUUUCGCAUACUGUGAAGCAGGAGAAACUUCUGGCUGUUCAUCAGUAG
This is a messenger RNA of Glarea lozoyensis ATCC 20868, 591 nucleotides long. RefSeq lists its product as uncharacterized. The transcript has a single exon. The record is from RefSeq and is a predicted model, not a curated record. The coding region runs from base 1 to 591 and encodes 196 amino acids. NCBI's taxonomy places the organism in Eukaryota, Fungi, Ascomycota, Leotiomycetes, Helotiales, Helotiaceae.